Messenger RNA from Syzygium oleosum, 2449 nucleotides. RefSeq lists its product as uncharacterized. Gene Ontology annotation, molecular function: transmembrane transporter activity. The record is from RefSeq and is a predicted model, not a curated record. Gene Ontology annotation, cellular component: membrane. Gene Ontology annotation, biological process: transmembrane transport. NCBI's taxonomy places the organism in Eukaryota, Viridiplantae, Streptophyta, Magnoliopsida, Myrtales, Myrtaceae. The coding region runs from base 102 to 1844 and encodes 580 amino acids. The transcript has 5 exons.
AAGAAAGGCAGCAUUCCAGACACCACCACAGCCACGACCAGCACCGCAGCCGCUUUCGCCGUCGCCGGUGAAUCGAGAUCGCCGCUGCCGCAGCCGCCGUCAUGGGGGCUGCUGCAGAACCUGCGGUGGAGAGAGAGAGUGAAGGUGGAGGAAGAGGAGCUAAGGAGGAGGAGGAGGAGGUGGAGGGAGAGGUGAAAUCGGGCGGUGAGGAAUCGAAGGAUGUGGAGAGAGGUGAGGUGGGAUUUCAAGGAGGAGUGGCGGGUUCUUAUCAGAACCCGACAGACUUUCGUGCUUCGAUGUUGCAGAGUUUGGACUCAACGAACCCUUUGAGGAUUGUCAUCAAUGGAGGGAGGAGAGUGACGACUCCCUCUCCCGCUCAUGCAUCCAUACCUCGCUCCACGCCUCCCCCUUCUCAUGGCUCCGUACCUCGCUCCACGCCUCCCCCACCUCAUGUCUCCGUACCUCGCUCCACGCCUCCCCCUUCUCAUGGCUCCGUACCUCGCUCCACACCUACUCCUCAGUCUAUAGCAACACUGAACUCAAGAAAUUGCACAAACAAACUAUCUCUCUUCCUGUUCCUCCUGCACUUGGUGAUAGCAGUCGGUUUAGUCGGUUUUCUCGUGUUCAAGGGGGUUCAAGGUCUUAUAGAGGCAUCAGAGGACAUUAAAAGAAAGGAAAAAGCUCUGUUGAAGUACUUUGUUCCACAAGCAGAAGUUGCAUCCUUUCUAAGUAUUACUCUUGCAUUUGCUUGGCAAAAAGCUGUGAGGGUAUGGCCUAAGUUCAUGGUCCAUUUCAUAUUAUGGAGCACUUUCGGCAUGUCAUUGUCGGCUGGAGUUCUGCUGCUUUGCUUCCAGACGGCUCCUACUGAUGGCGUAGGAGUCUGUUUCAUUGCAUUUGCCAUUGGCAAUGGCUUAUACGCAUGCUGGGUUUCGCAACGGACUCGGUUCUGUUGCAGCAUAUUCUUGAAAUCGCUGGAACCUGUUUCAAAGUUCCCAGACAUAAACCAACCCACGUAUGCAAUGCUUGGAGCUGGAUUUCUUUGGAUGUCUUUGUGGCUUUUAGCUGUUAUAGGGGCAUUGAACUUCUACUUGCGUCCUUUGAUCAUCAUUGUAUUGGUGUUGAGCUUGGCUUGGGUGACUGAAGUUAUGAGAAAUAUAGCGAAUAUAACAGUAAGCCGGGUCAUUGCUCUGUAUUAUCUCAGAGGAAUGCAAUCUACUACUCAUAUUUGCUUACAGAGAGCAUUGACGUACAAUUUGGGAAGUGCUUGUUUUGGAUCUCUUUUUGUUCCGACCAUCGAAGCACUGAGAAUUGUUGCGCGAGGUUUGAAUUUGCUUCAGGGAGAAGAUGAAUUCAUGUUUUCUUGUGCCCAUUGCUGUCUCAGAGUGAUGGACUUUAUCUUCAGACACGGUAAUGGCUGGGCCUUUGUGCAGAUAGCAGCGUAUGGAAAAGGCUUUGUGAAAGCAUCCCAAGAUACAUGGGAACUAUUUGAAAAACAAGAAAUGGAGUCCAUUGUUGACUCAGACAUCACCAGCUCAAUUUGCUUCCUCACCGGAGUUUGCAGUGGCUCAAUCUGUGUCAUUGUAGUUGCUGCUUGGACUGUCACAGUACGCGGAAGCUUCACUGCCACAAUUUCCCUACUUGCAUUCUUCGUUGGGUACCUAAUGACCAGAAUUGCCAUGGCACUGCCUCAUGCUUGUGUGAGUUGCUACUAUGUGUGUUAUGCGGAGAACCCAGAGAAUAGGCUCUUUGACAAAACGAUAAAGGACCAUCUAAACAUGAUAAAAUCGGAACAGGAGGUGGUCGUGCCAACCCCAAGAGUGCCUAUUCGGUUCCGAAGAGCAUAGCCUGCAGAGCCAUGAAUCUCCGAGGAUCGGACAUGUGAAAAAGCAAUCGUAUGGACACGGGAAUCUUAGAACCGUGGCCAAAUUUUCAUCCUGGACGCCGAUACGUGUGUCGAUACGGAUAUGGAUCCGGGUCAAAUUAGAGCGGAGGUGGUUUUUCCAAGAGGAUGGUGAAGAACACAAGGAUGCGUGAAAUAGUGAAAGUCGACCAAUUAUUGAAGUACUGAUAUUCGAGGAAUUGUAGAGAGAGCCCACUCAAGAUUCUUAUCCACAAGGCUACAAUACAAGGAGAGCAAAGUUACUUUUGGCGCUGCUUUGCUCCAAGGUGUCAUAUGAUGUCGCAUAUCCUUAAAGUAUAUACGGUGCGAGAGAGGGCUCCCACCAUCAUUAUGUAAUUGCUGUGCCCAGUUCUGUCCGUUAACCCCACCCCACCACCAUCGAUUCAUUCAAGAUUACUUCUGUACGUAAAUCUUGUUUUUCCUUUCUUCAGAUAGGUCAGUUUCGUGAAUUCUACUCAACUUGUAAAUAGUAUUCUCAUCUUGUUUUCCCUGUAAGAAAAUCGAAUUAUGCACGUAGCCGGAGAGAGGCUUUGGCUGUUUUCUUUAUUA